Molecule: messenger RNA, 1119 nt
Organism: Plectropomus leopardus (leopard coralgrouper)
Lineage: Eukaryota; Metazoa; Chordata; Actinopteri; Perciformes; Serranidae
Product: duodenase-1-like
Biological process (GO): proteolysis
Molecular function (GO): serine-type endopeptidase activity
Source: RefSeq, a predicted model, not a curated record
UGCUUUUCACCACUGUGAUCUCACCAUGUUGACCCACCGUGAGCUGGUAAUACUGAUUCUUGCACUGACUCUUGACUGUUAUGUUCGUACAGGGGAAAUCGUUGGAGGUAAAGAGGUUAAGCCACAUAGCAAACCAUACAUGGUGCUUUUGGAGCAACACAUGGAGGAUGGAAGAGCAAAAAACUGCGAUGGCUUCCUUCUGAAUGAGGAUUUCGUGAUGACUGCAGCCCACUGCAAAGCCUGGUCCUCCUUUGCCUUACUCGGAGUUCACAAUGCUCGUAACAUUAGUGGCACACAACGUAUCUCUGUGAAAACACCAUUUCCACAUGAAGACUACAGGGAAGAGGAUUAUGAAAAUGACAUAAUGCUUCUUAAGUUGAGCUCCAAGGCAAAUCUCACUGAAAAUGUGAGACCCAUCACUCUCGCAAGCAAAGCUGAUGGCUCGCCAAAAAUGUGCUCGGUCUUCGGCUGGGGUAGGAAGGACAGGAAUGUUAAAAAUCGGUCUCCCAUACUCAACGGAGUCAAUGUAACACUAGCUGACAAUGAGAAGUGUGAUAUUGACAAAACAUACUGCUCUGUGGAAGUGGUUGGACCAGCUCAGGGAGACUCUGGUGGUCCACUGGUUUGUGAAGAUGGGAAGGCACACGGGGUGGUGUCCUCAAACACACUUCUAUCAGCUGAGCAGGAAAUAUAUAUUCAUAGGUAUACUAAGAUUUCUGCUUACACAAGCUGGAUUGAUCAAAUUAUGGAGCAACAGGGAAAGUCCUACAUGUAACAAAAGAUUGAUCAAAUCACAGCAUUUGAAUUACUGUUGGAAUUACAUGGCUGAGCUCGUAAUUGAGAUGUUAAUAGUGUGACUGAUUACACAAUGAGUGUCAGAUCAAAGUCUGGAUUUGCUUGUUUUACACAGAUGUAAUGAAAUGUGCUUCAUUUUGAUGUUUCCACAUAAAACAUAUCACAUUUUAGGCAAACUGAGUCAGCAAAUGAAUUUCAAUCUGUGUUUUUCAUGGAAAUGUUAUGGCUUUUAUAGUACAGCUUUGUUUUGUUUUGUUUUUUGCUGCAAGGAGCUACAAAUUUAUUUAAAACAAAUAAAUGGUGCUUUCUCACCAUGUUCUGACA